Molecule: messenger RNA, 1598 nt
Organism: Perca fluviatilis (European perch)
Lineage: Eukaryota; Metazoa; Chordata; Actinopteri; Perciformes; Percidae
Gene: nansa
Product: N-acetylneuraminic acid synthase a
Exons: 6
Coding region: 43-1224 (393 amino acids)
Biological process (GO): carbohydrate biosynthetic process
Molecular function (GO): N-acylneuraminate-9-phosphate synthase activity
Source: RefSeq, a predicted model, not a curated record
ACUACAACGCGGAGGUCCUCCCACAUCCUGGAUGUGCAUCAUAUGAAUCGGUCUUUCACAGUCCAGCUAACGCUUUCCCCUCGUCCAGUUCGCCCGCUAAAUAACUACUUUCACUGGUUUUACGUUUCCUUUUCUGUGCCCAAAAUGCCUUUAAAGUUCGAGCUGUGUCCCGGUAGAAUGAUCGGAGGAAAUCACCCGUGCUUCAUCAUUGCUGAAAUCGGACAAAACCACCAGGGAGACAUUGAGAUUGCCAAGAAAAUGAUCAAAAUGGCAAAGGACUGUGGUGCUGAUUGUGCCAAAUUCCAGAAGAGUGAAUUACAGUACAAAUUCAACAAGAGAGCCUUGGAACGCCCCUACACUUCUAAGCACUCCUGGGGAAAAACUUACGGUGAACACAAGCGCCACCUGGAGUUCAACCAUGAGCAGUACAGGGAACUGCAAAAGUAUGCUGAGGAGGUGGGGAUCUUCUUCACUGCCUCUGGGAUGGAUGAGAUGGCAGUGGAGUUCCUCCACGAGCUCAAUGUGCCUUUCUUUAAAGUGGGCUCUGGAGACACCAAUAACUUCCCCUAUCUGGAGAAGACUGCCAAGAAAGGACGUCCUAUGGUGGUGUCCAGUGGGAUGCAGAGCAUGGAGACGAUGCGUCGCGUCUACAAGACCGUGAAGGAGCACAACCCAAACUUUGCCAUUCUGCAGUGCACCAGCGCCUAUCCUCUGGAAGCUGAAGACGUCAACCUCAAAGUGCUGACGGAGUACCAGAGGGAAUUUCCCGAUAUUCCCAUUGGGUAUUCCGGCCACGAGUCUGGGAUCAAUAUUUCAGUUGCGGCUGUAGCUCUGGGGGCAAAGGUCAUCGAGCGCCAUGUAACCUUGGACAAGACGUGGAAAGGAAGUGACCACGAAGCCUCGCUGGUGCCCAGUGAGCUAGCCGAGCUUGUCCGUUCCAUCCGACUGGUGGAGAGGGCGCUCGGGGACGGCGUCAAAAAGAUGUUACCUUGUGAGAAGCCAUGCCAUGAUAAGCUGGGUAAGUCCUUGGUGGCCAAAGUCAAGAUCGCCAAAGGGACCGUCCUGACUCAGGACAUGUUGACAGUGAAGGUGGCCGAGCCCAUGGGGGUCCCAGCCGAGGACAUCUUCCAGCUGGUCGGUAAGACCGUGACGGAGGACGUGGAGGAGGACGAAAGCGUCUUGCCAGAGGUGGUGGAUACGUACUGCAAGAAGAAGAAGUGCUGAGGUUGGCAGACAGAUUUAAAAUUGGUAGAAAAGGGCACUUAAUUUGAGAGGAAAUGUAAUUGAUUCCUGUGGGGAUAAUUCAAAAGCAGCUUGUGGGAUGGUAAUUUAGUUUGGUGCUGCUGAGAUUUCUGACAUUGAAGUCAUGGACGAUCACUAACGAUCAGUAACUACCUGCAUAAUUGGACAGUGCAUUAGUCUGAUAAUUGGAAUAUAUCGCAGCUGAUGUUCAAACAGUUAACUCUUUGCCAAAGGAUUUUUAAUUUUCUAAAAUCUGCCUUACUGUAAACCUACAUUGUGUAAUUUUUUGUGUUGAUUCUUAGCAAAAACCCUUUGUUCUUUCACAAAUAUGUACUCAUUCAUGUGUAAUUACUUCC